Hyalella azteca is the source of this 1849-nucleotide messenger RNA. RefSeq names its product N-sulphoglucosamine sulphohydrolase (gene Sgsh). Gene Ontology annotation, biological process: glycosaminoglycan catabolic process; heparan sulfate proteoglycan catabolic process. The record is from RefSeq and is a predicted model, not a curated record. NCBI's taxonomy places the organism in Eukaryota, Metazoa, Arthropoda, Malacostraca, Amphipoda, Hyalellidae. The transcript has 2 exons. The coding region runs from base 106 to 1623 and encodes 505 amino acids. Gene Ontology annotation, molecular function: N-sulfoglucosamine sulfohydrolase activity.
UCAUUCACGCUAAUUGAUUCCCCAUGAGGGUACUUCAGCAAAUUCAGCUAAGAACGAUAUUUUUUACUUAUUUCUUCUUUUUCCAGUUUUUCAAAGAUAAACGCAAUGCUUCGAAUCACAAUUCGAAUAGUUCUACUAAUGACUCUUUCUCAGCAAAUUCUGGGAAACGUGGUUAUCUUACUGGCUGACGAUUUGGGGAUCGAAACUGAGCUCUAUGGAAUGGAUGCCUGCAAGACGCCGCACCUGAUGUCCCUGGCGCGUCGGGGUGUCGUACACGAGAAGACUUGGACCGUCGUCAGCAGCUGCUCCCCCAGCAGGGCGUCCAUCUUAACAGGGCUGCCACCCCAUCAGAAUGGCAUGUAUGGUCUUCAUCAAGGCUACCACAACUUCCAAUCGUUCACUCAAGUUAAAACGAUUUCCAACAUAUUGAGUGACAGCGGGAUUAGAACUGGAAUUAUAGGCAAAAAACACGUCGGGCCAAAUGAUGUUUACAAAUUUGACUACGAAGUAACUGAAGAACAUUAUCCCAUUAUGCAGGUUGGUCGAAAUAUCACCUUGAUCAGAGAUAAGGUGCGAGAAUUUCUUUCAGUGAAUGAUUCUCGCCCAUUUUUCUUAUACGUUGGGUUUCACGACCCACAUAGAUGUGGUCACACUAAUCCUGAAUUUGGACAAUUCUGCGAAAAAUUUGGGAAUGGAGAUCCUGAGAUGGGGACGAUUCCGGAUUGGACUCCUGUUGCUUAUGAAGCUGAUCAAGUUCAUGUACCUUACUACGUCCAAGACACACCAGUAGCUCGGGAAGAUCUUGCAGCUCAGUACACAACGAUAUCUCGUCUGGAUCAAGGAGUCGGAGUAGUUCUGCAAGAAUUGGAGAGAGCGGGAGCUUUAGAAGAAACUCUAAUUCUCUUCACGUCCGACAAUGGCUCGCCUUAUCCAAAUGGUCGGACAAACACGUACGAACCCGGCCUGCAGGUCCCGUUGAUAGUCUCGUCCCCUAGAGAUCAAAACUCGUGGAACACAAGAACUAACGAAUUAACAUCACUACUUGACAUAGUUCCUACUGUUCUAGAUUGGUUUAACAUAAGUUAUCUGAACUACACAAUGUUUUAUUAUAAUAUGACAGUGACCCUAACCGGAAGGACACUCCUAAGAGAUGACGUAAACACCACAUGGUUCAAUCACAAAUACAUCUACGCCAGCCACAAUUUACACGAGGUUACCAUGUAUUAUCCCAUGAGAAGCGUUCGCACCGCUCGUUUCAAACUCAUCCAUAACCUGGCGCACAGGAUGCCUUUUCCAAUCGACCAGGAUUUCUUUAUUUCCGAUGUUUUCCAAGAUAUUUUAAAUCGAAGCCUUGCAGAUGAUCUGCCAUGGUAUAAAACUUUAGAUGACUACUACUACAGGCCUCAGUUCGAGUUAUUUGAUUUAAAAAUUGAUUUCACUGAGAAGAAUAACAUGGCUGACAAUCCUCACUACAAAAAGGUGUUCCAUAAACUUUUCAACCACCUUCACAAGUGGCAAAACAUCACGCAAGAUCCAUGGCUUUGUUCACCUGGUGGAGUACUACAGGAUUCUGGAGAUUAUGCGGAUGAGCAUCAGUGUUUCCCAUUGUACAAUGGAUUAUGAUGGUGCGCCCCUUCGAAAUCUAGUUAUAGUUUCACGAAGAUUCAUGAAUCAAAUAUCCCUUCUAGCCCCGAUAGCGCCAGCUUGUCGCCAAAUCGUGACUAAUGGGCGAAAAAAAUUCCUAUUGCCCACUCUGGCGAGGAGCGAACUUCAAGUUGAAGCUCUCAUUACGUUGGCCAUGCACUGAGAGAAAUGGGUGCGUCUGUAUGACCUAAUUUGAUGAGUCAAC